Messenger RNA from Nezara viridula (southern green stink bug), 1467 nucleotides. Lineage: Eukaryota; Metazoa; Arthropoda; Insecta; Hemiptera; Pentatomidae. The record is from the annotation of a GenBank genome assembly.
AUGGUGAUAAGAAAUCUGUUUUUUAAUCUCUGUUGCUGUUUAUGAUUUAAAAUUAAUCUAUACUCGAUGUUGGUAUUUUCCAACUUUUCGUUAUCUUCUGUCUGUAUCGUUUUAAGAAUAUUUUCCGUAAUAUAUUGUUUCAGGUAAUGGGGUAUACUACUUUGUUGAAAGAGGUGGUAGCCUUAUUCUUCUUACUGAUUGCUGUUGCUACUUCCACACACUUAGAUUUUGAUGCCAUUAUUAGAAAGGUCAACUCAGUUGAAACCUCGUGGAAAGCAGGCCAGCCAACCAUUACUGCAGCCUCUAUCGUUGGGCAGUAUUGCGCCUGGAAAAAUGCGGAGAAGCCAGAGGAGUUUUCUUUUUAUGAUGAUAUAGUGAUCCCUGAAGAAUUCGAUUCGAGGCAGAAAUGGCCGAAUUGUCCUACGAUAAGGAGUAUACCGAACCAAGGCAAAUGUGGGUGCUGCUGGGCUGUUGCUGCUGCAAGUGCCAUGUCCGACAGGCUCUGCAUCGCAACCAACGGUAACUUCACUCUUCCACUCUCCGCAGAAGAGCUCAUGACUUGCUGUAAAGAGUGCGGUAAAGGAUGCCAUGGUGGCGUCCACUACAAAGCAUGGCAGUACUUCGUUACGCAUGGGAUAGUGACUGGCGGUGGUCACUCUUCUCAAGUUGGUUGCCAGCCUUUCGAGAUCCCUCCUUGCGAAAGAGUGUCCUCCAACUCUUCAAGACCUAAUUGCAAUUCUCUGCCUACGCCGCAAACGCCGCAGUGCCAAACCACUUGUACCAACCCCGCGUACAGCGUUCCUUAUACUUCAGAUCACAGAAAGGCCCAGAACGUAUAUCAGCUGCCGAACAACGCCUCCGAAAUCCAGAAAGAGAUCCUGAUCCACGGACCUGUUGAGGCUGCUUUCACUACCUAUUCAGACUUUCUUACUUAUCAGUCAGGUAUCUAUCGCCACUUGACAAAAAAUGCCAUCAGCAGGCACGCCGUCAAGAUCAUCGGAUGGGGCACGGAAGGAGGCGUACCCUUCUGGUUGAUCGCCAACUCCUUCGAUAGCGACUGGGGCGAGGGCGGGUUCUUCAGGAUGUUGAGGGGCUCCAACGAGUGCGGCAUCGAAGACGACGUUACGGCCGGGCUGCCCCUUGUUUAGUUUAUAAUAUUUUAUUGAAGGGAGUUAGUCGACUGUUCAACAUACCAUGAGUGAUAAGUAGUCAGGACGCAGUCAUCCUAAAGGUAUUUUAUUAGUGCCGACGUUUCAACCCUAGCAUGUGAGUCAUCAUCAGGACUGAAAAUUGUUUAGUACAAUCAGAGAUAUAAUAUUAUAAGAUAGAUAACGGUUAAUAAUGAAAAAAUAAUGAUGGAUAACAAAUGAAUAGACAAUUGAAAUAUGUUAUAAAUUAUCCAAAUAAAAGAUGUAGAGAUGGUUGACCGUGAUAUAAUAUGAGAAAGAGUUGGUCGGGGGGUGCGGA